AUGCAGCAACCACAGCCCCAGCCCCAGCCGCAGCAGCUCCCCUUCGGCCUGGUCGCCGCGGGCCAGCCCGUGGUCACGGAGCCCGCGUCGCGGCCGUCGGAGACCUCGUUCCUGUACCAGGUGCCGUGGUCGGGGGCCAGCAGCGGGGGCGGCUCUGGCUCCGGCUCCUCCUCGGCGCCCGCGUCGUCGCACCUCGCCGUCUUCCUGCUGCCGGGCGUGGUGCUGCCGGCCGGCACCGCGGCCGCCAUCUACCUGGGCGCGGACCCGGCGCGGUUCCGCUUCCUCGGCGGCGUCGGCCCGGGCAAGGAGAGCGCCGUGUUCAAGGUCGAGGCGCCCGCCGCCGACGGCGGCCUCGUCGUCGGCGUCAGCCUCGAGGACGCCGCCUCCGUCGCCGCGCGCAUCCAGGAGCUGCGCAGCAGCAGCAGCAGCAGCACCCCCGCCCCCGCCCCCGCCCCCAACAACACCCUCCUCCUCGCCCAGCGCAUCAUCCAGAACGCCUUCAACUUCCUCUCCGGCUUCAGCGGCGCCGUCGGCCCCGCCGGCGUCGAGGUCGUCCCCCUCCGCGCCUUCCAGGACUGGUGGCGCCGCUUCGAGAGCAAGGUCCGCGCCGACCCGUCCUUUCUCGAGAGGGACCAGGACUAG
Messenger RNA from Durotheca rogersii, 642 nucleotides. RefSeq lists its product as uncharacterized. Gene Ontology annotation, cellular component: cytosol; nucleus. Gene Ontology annotation, molecular function: nuclear import signal receptor activity. The coding region runs from base 1 to 642 and encodes 213 amino acids. The record is from RefSeq and is a predicted model, not a curated record. Lineage: Eukaryota; Fungi; Ascomycota; Sordariomycetes; Xylariales; Xylariaceae. Gene Ontology annotation, biological process: protein import into nucleus. The transcript has a single exon.